AUGUCACAACCGACGAUAACGGAGCUGCGUAAGCCUCGGCUCACUCCAAUUCAGUCUGAAAGAACCCUGGCGAUAUCAAAGGCCGACCACGACAAUCCUGCACACAAGCGUAAUGAUAUGGCCCCCAACGGUGAAAUAUCCAACAUCAAUUCCCGGACUCACAUCAGCCACUCGCCUUCAUACGUGGCUUGUCGCUCGCUGGACCAUCUGCUUCUGUCGGAACAAAAUGUGUCCGUCAACGACGAGAUUUCGGCGCACAUCGAGGGUAUCUCUGGAACUCAGAGUACUCCCCGCGUUAACUUCGAGAAUGACUUCAUACAUAUGGCUUCAGUACAGCCUCUCGACCAGAGCAACAAUCCGAAUUCCCCACCAAACAUGGAUCCAAGUUCCAUAUUUAGUACCGCGAGCCUUUCGCAGACUGAAUAUUUGCCCUUCAGAGGGCAACCAAACAAGCGGUUCGACAACCAAUUCGACCGCUAUCUUGCGGUCUCACAGGAACAUGAUGCACUUCUGCACCCCGCGAUUCGGAGUGCUCCUUGGAUGGAUUGGCCCACCUUCAAUGAGUCUGGUGCAAAAUCCUACUCAACUUCCUAUAGUCAGCCUCUAUCGAAUGCGAGCUUUUUUGACCCCUAUUUCGGCUUUCCUGAUCUCGCCCCCUUUUCGGACGAUAUCCCGAAAGUAGAUGAAUUUUUGCCAUUUCUCACCAUUGAUGGUGCACCCAAUAACGACGCCUACGGAUUGGCCAGCCGUAGUGACGACUCCGAAUCAGAUCCGAGUCACAUCACUCUUUUUUCCGACGGUGAUACGACCCACGUGCAGCCUCUAGCAACGAGCAAUCUGAAGUCCGUCGACAUUGAUAAAAUUCCGAAUCUGGCAGGAACCGAUGCUAAUGCCUUUCAAAGGCAGCUGUAG
Penicillium brevicompactum is the source of this 912-nucleotide messenger RNA. Its product is annotated as Copper fist DNA binding domain protein. The record is from RefSeq and is a predicted model, not a curated record. Bases 1 to 912 code for a protein of 303 amino acids. NCBI's taxonomy places the organism in Eukaryota, Fungi, Ascomycota, Eurotiomycetes, Eurotiales, Aspergillaceae. The transcript has a single exon.